AAAGCUCAACGCUGAAGCGAUAGAAAUAAACAGAAGAGCAGAGCUGAUACUCCAUGAUUUCAACCUGAUCUGGAAUAACCACAAAAUAUGUGUGAUUGCCUGAAUUGCAUUUACCUCUAUGCAUUAUUUAGUAAAGAACCUGUGACAUUUAAAAGUCGAAGGUAGUACGAUGUUGUCCUUCAUCACUUCGCUUAUUCCGACUACCUACUUCCUACCAGGGUGGUUGUUUCUGGAAAUAAAUCCCCUGGAUAGUUUGCUUAAAGGACUGGUAGGAGCAUGUGGGAUCUCUGUGCUGUGCUCCCUAAUAAAACUGCACUUAUUUCUAGAAGAGCAGAGUUGGAGUGAUACAAAUGAUAAAGACACAUCCCGCCAGAGGACACCCAGUCAUCAAAGCAGAACUAACACUGGGCUUUUUGGGAUGCUCCACUUUGUCUUUGUGACCGGGAUGCUGGCUGCAGUGGGCUCCCGUGUUGCUUCCCUGGUGGUACUAGAGUUUUGUCUUCGAGCUGUCUCUGGAUUGGUUACAGCGGGACCAGAGUCCAGGACGUUUCUGCAGCAGCUGUUAGUUCAGAGCCAGUUCUCUCUCGGCUGUGCCCUCAGCUGCAGUCUGCACUUUCUCCACGAGGGGGCGUCCCAGCGCUGGCUAUGCCUGCUCCUGGCAGCAGCACUCAGCUGGUUCCUGGCUCGGCAGGCCACACGGCUGCUGCACCAUGCCAUGGCUCUGUAUAAACUCCACAGCUCACAGCGCUACUGCGGCAUUUGCAUCGGCCUCCUCACAUCAGGCCGCUGCCUGCUGCCCAUGCUGUGCAGGGCCAUGAUCAUUACUUUCUCUGUGGCUGUGGUGGCCGCCAUAUCAAUCAUCAAUCAACACUUUCUCUCUGCAACAGAGGCCAUGAGGUUUUGGACGCCACUGAUUAUCUGCUACACACUGUUGCUUGUGUACAUGCAGGAGGAGCAGCGGCGUCUGCCCAGCAGCCAGGCUGUCCUGAACACGGUGGCGGUGCGUCUCGGUGGUUUGAUGGUCCUGAUGCUGACUGUUGGACGUUGGGCUGACGUGCUCCACAUCCUAAUGUGCUUCCUGGGUGAGGCCAGCUGUCUGAUCCCCACUAAGGAUCUGCUGGAUGCGGCAUCCUCGCAGGAGGAAGAGGAUUACACAGACUACGUAAAACAAGAGCAUCGACGAAGACCACAGACACAAGAGAAGGAGCACCAGAGAUAGGGAUUCUGACAUAAUGGCACAAAAAUGAAUGCAAUGAAUGUAAUAUUUUUUUAUUAAAAAGUCCAAGGAGCAUAUCACCGUGAUUUGGAAAUUAAAUCUUUUAAAAAUAAAUACCAAACAACCAUUGCAUAUAUAUGUGGAAUAGUAAUGUUACCCACAGUAGCCCACAUAAAUCUUAUAAUUUUGCAUCUUUUCAAACUUUGCCUCA
This is a messenger RNA of Cottoperca gobio, 1427 nucleotides long. RefSeq names its product transmembrane protein 82 (gene tmem82). Bases 170 to 1219 code for a protein of 349 amino acids. The transcript has 6 exons. The record is from RefSeq and is a predicted model, not a curated record. Lineage: Eukaryota; Metazoa; Chordata; Actinopteri; Perciformes; Bovichtidae.